CAUCACAUGAUCAGCAGAGGGAUCCAAAGUUAAAAACAGAAUCUGUUGACGUUCCACAGAGUCUUUAAAUAAAGGUAUUGGGGAUCUUUUCCAUUUUUUCAAAGCGAACUUGUUUUUCUUUUGAACCAAAUUUUCAGCUACGUCUUCGACGGGGUUGCAUUGUCGUAUCAGGUUGUCAUCUUAAGUGCUUUAUAUUUUUCCUUUUGCAACAAUCUGGAAAGGGAGAGAUCCAGACGAGAAGCGAGCACUUAGUCAAGCCAAAAAAGGGGAAAUGGCGACUGAUGUGGAAGCGUGGAAGUCACAGCCACAGGAGGAUGGUGUAUUCCCCAUGGGAAUGGAAGAAGAGUUCCCAGACGAAGAUGAACUGAAUGAAGGUGAAGUAAAUGGAAACUGGACACCGCAAGAGAAAGCUCUUCAUGAAGCUCGUUUGAAAGCCAAGGCCAAAAGGCGUCUACGCAGGACUUCCUCCCGUGACUCCACACGAGAGUCUUUAUCUGAGAGCGGAGGGGAAAAUAUAACUGACCCUACAAGCCCUAAGGGCAAAAUCAACCUCAAUGAUCGCAAGUCAAGGAUGGGUAAAGGCAGGGGUCUGCCAAAAAAAGGUGGUGCGGGUGGUAAGGGUGUGUGGGGUGCAGCUGGCAUGGUCUACGAGCUUGAAGAACCUGAUGCCAGGGAUCCUAACUAUGAUGAAUCCUCACAGGGCGACACUGUAUAUGAAACUGUGGCUCCUGAACUUGAAGAGGAAGAAUUUGAAAAGAUGGUGAACCCAAUUGUGCAAGAGUACUUCGAACAUGGAGAUACCAAAGAAGUUGAGGCUUUAUUGAAGGAGUUGAAUCUAGGCUCAAAGAAGUAUAAGGUCUCUUCUGUAGCUGUUUCAUUGUCUCUAGAAGGCAAGGCCAGUCACCGAGAGAUGACUUCACGGCUACUCUCUGACCUUGUUGGCAGUGUCCUGACACAUGGAGAACUUGCACAUGCUUUUGACAAUAUGUUGAAGGAGCUGGGAGACCUUAUUUUAGACACACCUGAAGCUGCCCAGAUGUUGGGGCAGUUUAUUGCCAGGGCAAUUGCAGACCACGCUCUUCCACUGGAUUUCCUUGAUCGCUACAAAGGCAGGGUAGACUGUGAUCAUGUACGGGCUGCUCUUGACCGUGCUGCAGUGCUUCUUUCAAUAAAGCAUGGAAUUAUGCGACUGGAUAACGUAUGGGGUGUGGGUGGUGGACAACGACCUGUUCGACAUCUAAUAAAGGAGAUGAAUCUGUUGCUGAAAGAGUACCUGAUAUCUGGUGAUGUAUCAGAAGCAGAGCGCUGUCUGCGAGACCUUGAAGUUCCGCACUUUCAUCAUGAGCUUGUCUAUGAGGCUGUGGUGAUGGUACUGGAAUCCAGUGGUGAUACAGCCAUACAAAUGAUGGUUAAGCUACUUCAGGUGUUUUGGAAGACUGGCCUUAUCACACUUGACCAGAUGAAUAGAGGCUUCCAGCGUGUCUAUGACGAACUGCCUGAUAUUAACCUUGAUGUACCACAUGCCCACACUAUACUGGAGAAGUUUGUAGACCUAUGUUUCCAGGAAGCAGUUAUAACCAAACAGCUCAGAGAUACUUGCCCUUCAAGAGGACGCAAGCGGUUUGUGAGCGAGGGAGAUGGAGGCCGUGUCAAGGAAUAAAGUCAUUGGGAGUUGAGCUCAAGGCUUGAGGUGGAAAGAACCAGUCAAAAAAGAGACAGUAUAAAAGAACAUCUCUACCCUCUCCAAUUGCAUCCCGUCUCCUGGCAGCUGCAACAUUGCUGUUCUUCUACAACCUGUGGAAAAUGCAGCACUGACUUUGGAGGACAUCUUUUUUCAGUUCCACUCCUCAGCGAGAUCGAGUGUGUGUAUGUAUGUGUGUUUUAACCUGGAGGCAUAAGGGGAUUAGGGGAGCUUGAUUCUGAAUUGGUUCAGUUUAAAAUUUACUUCAGUGACACGUUGCAUGAGUCAAUUCCAGUGAAAAGUGGUGCACAAUUAAAUCUAAUGGUUGCAUUGUAUUUUUUUUUUUUUGGAAUGGUGAUCUGAUAAUGCAAGGUAGCAUUCUGUUUGGAUUUAAUUAUCCCAUUUUCCAUCUGGGCUAACAAAAGACAUUUUAAUCCCUAGACACAGAUUUGCAUUUCACUCAUUUCCCUUUAUAUUGUAGCAUUAUUGUAUUUUGUUCUGAUAGCACAAUAUACAAGUGGCAAAGUUAGGUCAGUGUUAAUCUGUUUUCAUUCUGACUUUAAUCUGGGAACUUUUUGAAAAUUGGAAUCUGUCAUUGCUACUUUAUACACUUCAGUGAGGUAGAAAGUAUGUCUGAAAUGUUAAAUUUGUUCUCCGAUGUCAUGUAUAUCUCAGCGGAAUAACAAAGGCAUAAGUGGUAUUUUCAGAAGCAUUAACUGUUAUGUUAUGAAUAAAGAACAAAGAUGAAGGUAACUUCACCUUUGCUCUUUUUCUCAAUAAAACUCAAACUUCAAUUUUAAAAUAUGCUCGUGUAUAGAAGUUAAAUCUGCUUGUACAAAUUCUGUAAAAUUUGUUUUGGAUGGCAUCCACACUUUAAGGAUGUGCGGAUUUAUACUACAUACACAGUAUACCUUAACAUUUUGUAAUCUGUGUCUGGGUGUUCGGUUUUUAAUGAUGAUUUUCAAUUUAAACUGUUAAAUGGAAGAUUGUCAACUUUUAAGACGAAGGUGCAUUUCACAAGUGUAUAUGGGCCAUUCCUUCUGUUUUAUUCUGAAAAGGGCAACAGUUUUAUCCACUCACUUGGAUGACCACUCACUCGUCAAGAAUAAAUGUUCAUGCAGAAUAUUCAGAGUAAACCUGGGAUUGGAAUGAUUUACUAUUCAUAUAUGUAGCUGACCAAAAUGAGCAGAUGGAAACUAUUAAGUAUUACAUCAAAAUCUGAUCUGUGGCUACAUUAUUUUCUGAAGGGUUGGUUUAUGGAUGGCUAUUUUAACUGUCCAGCCAGUUUUAGUAAUAAGAUACUGUAUAAAGCUUGCAAUCAUGUGAGCUUUGUGUUUUUACUUCCCUCUGGUUCUGCUUUGGUUUUCUUUUUCUUCUCAUCCCUUUUAAUUCUAUGAGCCCCUGUUCUAAUUUACUUUUAACAUGAAAAUAGGCCCACAUUAGAAGGAUGUUGAUACCAUAUAUUGAUGUAAAAUAAAAAGGAAAAUAAGACUUAUCCAGUAUAUGGAAGUUUCAACAUAAUUCACUUUACCAUUUGUAUCAAUGUGAAGUUUUUGAUACUAAAUAUCUGAAAAGAUGCCUCUUUGUUUAAGACAUACCACAAGAAAAGCUGGACUCCACAUUUUCUUUUAAUUGAACCUAAAUUUCUAAAAAUCGAAGUAGCUGUUUUCUUCUUUUGUAGCUGUUAUUUUCACCUUCUCUUUGAAAUGAACACAGUACUCCUGCCAGGCGUGCCUUUUUUCUUUAUAAAAGUAUGCAGAUUCUUCAUAACAUGAGAAAUAUUGGUUGACAUAGGUUUAAACUGAUGUGGUGUUAUUAUGGACCACCCCUUUAUAUGGAAAGUUUCUCUGGAAAUCUUUGGCCAAAGUGUUUACUUGUUAGUUUUGCACACCAAGAGAAUUUUGUUUUCCUUUCAGCAUACUUCUAGUCAAAAAAUGUGCAUUUUAAUCUAUAGUACAGCUUGAAAUUUCCUGAAAAUUAGACCAUUGAUGCAUCUGGAAACAUUUAUUAUUUUUAUUUGCUAGUAUGUCUAGGAUUCAUUGACUCCCUGAAAAUUGUAAUAGUUAAGUCUUAGAAAUGUAUACCUUUCAUAUUAAAUCAAAACAUUCAUCAUUAAAGUAACUGCACACUGUCCCCUUGUGAAAAUGCUCUUAGCAUAGUUUCACUACAAAUUAACAUUGGUAUAAAAUGUAAGUAUUCUUUUAAUUUUGCAUUUGUGCCUGUCUGGUUCCUUUCACAGGUGUUCUUAAAUUAAACAUUUUGGAUUCCCCAGAUAUAUUUUCUUCAUAGUGAUAUAAUGACAUUAUUUUUGGUUAUUUCAUUAAAACCUGUUUUCAGACAGUUGUCAACAUGGGCAGCAGACUUUAGAAUGCUGCACCCUAUUGUUUUCUUUUGUUCGUUAAAUAAUUGUUUUUGCAUAUUUUAUAUGCAUUUCAAAUACUGAUUCAACAAUAAAAAGAUGGCAUCCUAGAUUUCAA
Molecule: messenger RNA, 4158 nt
Organism: Polypterus senegalus (gray bichir)
Lineage: Eukaryota; Metazoa; Chordata; Cladistia; Polypteriformes; Polypteridae
Gene: pdcd4a
Product: programmed cell death 4a
Exons: 12
Coding region: 272-1660 (462 amino acids)
Biological process (GO): negative regulation of DNA-templated transcription
Cellular component (GO): cytosol; nucleus
Source: RefSeq, a predicted model, not a curated record